This is a messenger RNA of Monoraphidium neglectum, 1533 nucleotides long. RefSeq names its product Myb proto-oncoprotein. Gene Ontology annotation, cellular component: nucleus. Lineage: Eukaryota; Viridiplantae; Chlorophyta; Chlorophyceae; Sphaeropleales; Selenastraceae. The transcript is spliced from 3 exons. Bases 1 to 1533 code for a protein of 510 amino acids. Gene Ontology annotation, molecular function: DNA-binding transcription factor activity, RNA polymerase II-specific; RNA polymerase II cis-regulatory region sequence-specific DNA binding. The record is from RefSeq and is a predicted model, not a curated record. Gene Ontology annotation, biological process: regulation of DNA-templated transcription.
AUGAUCGGCACUCACGAGGAUCUCGGGCGCGUGGGCAAGCAGUGCCGCGAGCGCUGGAACCACCACCUGCGCCCCGACAUCAACAAGACCCCCUGGACCCUGGCAGAGGAGCAGCUGCUGAUGCAGUUGCACAGGAGGUACGGCAACCGCUGGUCCGAGAUCUCCAAGAUCAUGCCCGGCCGCACCGAGAACGCCAUCAAGAACUUUUGGAACGCCACCCUGCGCCGCAAGGACACCACGCGCGGCAACAACCGCAACGAGAUCGGGGUGGGCCUCGCGCUGCGCGCGUACAUGGUGGACGUCGGCGUCGCACUGCCCACGGCGCCACAGCCGGAGUACCUGCCCCCGCAGCGGCGCGGGCCCCAGCACCCGCGCCCCGCGCCAGCGGUGCCGCGGGGGGCGGCUGCGGCGGCGCGCGAGGGACAGCACCUUGAUGACGGCGAGACGGCGGGUGACGAGGAUGAUUACGAGGAGGGUGACUGCGAAUAUGGCGGCGGCGACGAUAGUUACAACCAGCAGGACGACGAUGAGGCGGAGGGUGAGGCCGCUGGUCACGCCGCGCCGCCCGAGCUCAGCGCCUUUGCGGCUGGCCACGGCAUCCCGGCCUUCCGCGUGCCGGCCACCAAGCGGCGCGUCUCAGUGACUGGCGGCGGCACGGCGGACAAGGGCGACAGCGACGCAGAGUGGCACCCCCCAAACCACGGCAGCCCGAUGGUGAUGACAUCACGCGGCUCUGUCGCUGGCGGGGUGCACGCCCCGCCCCCGCUGUCGCCGCUGGCCGGCGCACCCUUCCUGCCUGCCAUCCCUUCGCCCACCAAGCGGCACAGGCCAAGCACCGGGGGCACGCAAGCACGAGAGGAGGCACGCGUUGGUUCUGCUGCUGCUGCAACUGCUACUGCUGCGGGUGCUGGUGCUAUCACUGCUGCUGCCGCUGCUGCUGCUGCGGCUGCUCCUGCUGGGGAGAGCGCGUUAUCCCCCAUCAGCGAGGGCGCCCCGCGGCCCUCCCAGGGCAGCCCCGCCCCCAGCAGCGGCACCAACACGCCGCUCGCGCUGCGCCGCGGCUCGCCGUCCCUCGUCGGCCGGGGCGUAGGCCCGAGCAGCGAUGGAGGCAGCGCCGUCAGCAGCGGCGGUUCAUGGCAAGCCCCGGGUAGUGUGCCCUCGGCGACCUGCGCGCCGCUGUUUGGUGGCGUCGGAGUCAAUGUGUCGCAGGCCGACGUGAUUAUUGCAUUCGUGGCGGCCCUGGCGCAGCAGCACAUGCAGCAGCAGGCGCUCCACCAGGCGCAGCAGCAGGCGGCGCGGCAGCAGCGGCUGGAGGUGGCCGCCCUGCAGGCGCUGGCCGCGCAGCACCUGGCGCAGCAGCAGCUGUUCCAGGAGCAGCGGGCGCGGCAGCAGGCCGCGCGGCAGUCGAUGAAGGAGGAGAUAGGGAAGGGGCAUUGCCCUGCACCGCCGUGCGCGUCUGAUGACGGGGGCGAGGUGGAGUCUGAUGCGCAGGUGGCUGAGAUGAUGCUCAGCCUCAGGAACAGCGGCGCGUGA